Molecule: messenger RNA, 2613 nt
Organism: Nymphaea colorata (pocket water lily)
Lineage: Eukaryota; Viridiplantae; Streptophyta; Magnoliopsida; Nymphaeales; Nymphaeaceae
Product: UDP-glycosyltransferase 73C4-like
Exons: 1
Coding region: 1115-2533 (472 amino acids)
Molecular function (GO): UDP-glycosyltransferase activity
Source: RefSeq, a predicted model, not a curated record
UAAUCUAGAAAAAUGCAGUGAUGGCUUCAGUACAGUAAUGUCCACGACAGGCCUUCCAAAAGAUCCUGUAAUAUCAGGGCGAGGUGCUGCAAUACCUUAAUCAACAUAGCAGAACUUAGUGUAGCUAAAAUUGUCCAACAUUUCCUAUUGCAAAUUUGCAGUUGAAAAAUUCAGCACAAAAAACAGAACAAACAGAAGUAAGAAACAGAAAGAGGGAUGACUUUUUGGGAUCUUACAAGCAUUAAGUUGUUGGUGAAAGAAAACCCACUAGAAUUCAAAUUGGGAGGGGAAAAGGAACAAUCUACCUUAGCUUUUAAAGGUCGCCACUAGAAUUUGCAAUAAGAAAACAGGAAAAGAAAAACUUACCGUAAAGGUUUGGUAAUGGCAUUUGAGAUAGCUAGAGCUAGACGGAACCUCACAUCUUCCCUGAGCAACAGUUUCAAGAAUCUCUCAUUCGCAUCUCGAUUUCUCUAGAACUGUGACCAGACCUAACACAAUUAUUAGCUGAAAGCUACUGCUGAAACUUGCAUCUCUAUCCUGAUUCCUGUGCACGACGAAUGGUCGUCAAUGGAAGCAGGGCACUGUGAUUUUGGCAGGAUAUUUUUGUCGUAAAGAAAAAGAAGGUAUUUUCGGUCCAGCUCCGUAAACGAAGGUGGCCAUUUGUGAAUAUCUAUCAAGCGUCAGUGGUCACUUUCUUCACUUGUAAACCUUGGGUGUCUCUUUGCUAUGUAAUUUUUCUCAAUGCUUUAUCUUCAGUUCUAGUUGGGAUGAUACUGAUACUUCUUGCAAAUCUUGAACUAGACUAGAGGAGGUCCCUCUCUUCAUUUGCUAUAACUGCUGCCAUUUUUAUCUAUUCACAGAAAUUGCCUUCUUUUCCUCUCGCUACCUCUCUAUCUUUACGUGAGCAGUGAGCAAGAUCUGUUGUUUGUGUGGCCUGCCUCUCCAGCUAACCGUCAGCGGCUCCUCUCUUAUCCUCUCCCACGCUUCAUGUUCUUACCAGUCAAAACAAUCUAGACGCCCCUGCUCCCUUCCUUCCUAGUUCCCGCCGUUUUCUGUUUGCAACGCAUCCGCAGUGAAGAGUAACCGAAACAUUCCGUCCACAGGAAAAGGUAACAUGGGUAGCGGCGGCAGGGAGAUGAUGCUGAUUCCGGCCCAGGGGCAGGGCCACCUCUUCCCCUGCGCCCAACUCUCCCUCCAGCUUGCCUCUCGCGGCAUCUCCGUCACCGUCGUCCUUCCCUCUGACCUCGCUCCUUCCAUCGCCGCCGCCUGCCACGACCAGCCUCUCGUCCGCGUCUGCCCCAUAUCCCUCCCUCCCCAUCCCACCGACACCCCCCACCAUCAGAUCGUGCGUCUCCGAAACAGCCUCAUAGCCGAACGUUUCACAGAGAUUCUCUCACAGCUGACUACUUCCGAUGGUCCUCCCCCGCCCGUCUGCGUCAUCUUCGACGCCCUCGCCGGCUGGGCGACCGAGAUCUGCGAGCGUUUUGCUAUCCCCACCGUCGCCUUCUUCACCAACGGCACCUGUGCCUGCGCGUUGGAGUACGUCGGUUACCACUUGCCGCUCGAGGGACUGAACCCCGAUGACCCUGUCUCCAUCCCCGGGCUGCCGGAGACCCUCCGCCUGACCUAUGCUGAUCUGUCCAACAAGCCCCCGCCGAGCGCAUGGGCAAGUGAUCGCCGGUUCCCGCCAUGGGUGGCGGACGUCAAGUCGGCGACGGCGUUCCUUUUCAACACGUGCGACGAGCUGGAGCGACCGUUCAUCGAUUGCAUCAGCAGGGAGGCCGGGAAAAAGGCCUUUGGCGUGGGGCCGUUGCUACCGCGUCAGCUCUGGGACUCCGCCGGCGCGCCGCUCCGCGAUGGCGCUGUCAGGUCAAAGCGAGACUGCAGCAUAAGCGAGGACGAGGUGGAGGCGUGGCUCGAUUCCAAGCCCGUGGGGUCGGUGGUCUUCGUGUCCUUCGGGAGCGAACUAAGCCCAAGCUCCGCCGAGCUGGCGGAGCUGGCUGCUGCCCUCGAAGAGUCAGGCCGGCCGUUCAUUUGGGUCAUCCAAGCCGAGGUGAAGAUGUUCACGGCGGGCGUCGGUGCGGAGUCGGCAAAGGAUCCAUGGUUAGGAAUGCUACCGCAAGGAUUCGAAGAGAAGGUGAAGGAGAGGGGGUUGGUGGUGCGCGGCUGGGCACCGCAGCUACUGAUUCUCAGCCACCCGUCGACCGGAGGGUUCGUAUCCCAUUGCGGGUGGAACUCAAGCUUAGAGUCGCUGGCAUGUGGGGUGCCGAUCCUGGCGUGGCCGAUCCGCGGGGACCAGUGGCAGAACGCCAUUUUAGUGGCGGAGCACCUGAGGGUGGGGGCGGUGUUGGCCGUCCGGGGGAAGGGGGCAGUGAAUAAGAAGCAGGUGGUCGAUGGAUUGGAGAAGGUAAUGGGAGACGGAGAGACGAGGAGCAGAGCAGCAGAUCUAAAGAAGACCAUCUUCUCGUCAGGUUUUCCGGCGAGCUCCUCGACCUCCAUCGAUGCAUUCAUCGAUUUGUUUCAAACAGAGUAGCGACUUGGAGCGAGUUGCUUCGUUAUUAUGCAAUGUAAUUGCUCAAAUAAUCAUAAACAACCAAAUCCAACUUUCUGACA